AUGCAGGAGCUAGGAAUGGUCCGAGACAACUUGCACCGCUACAUUGUGCCUGUAACUGGCGGAACACUCAACGGCUCUGGGAUGGACUUUCACAUUUCAGGCCCUGGCAACGAUUGGAUUCUGCUAGAUACCAUCUCUGGCAUAGCACACCUUGACGUUCGCACUCAAGCUCAAACAGCGGAAGGAAAGUCAGUUUCUAUUCGGUUUCCAGGCACCGUGAAGAUGGAUGAGGAUGUGGCUCUUAUAUUGCGAUUUGAUCCAAAGGCGAAAUCUACCAACCCCGGGGAUCACUAUUUUUGGACAACGCCUACAUUUGAGACCAGUGAACAGUCAUUUCAAUGGAUGGAACAGCAUUGCUUUUUGGGCAUAGGUUAUUUUAAUGUUCAAAAGAGUAAGAUGACUAUUGUCUAUGACAUAUACAAGCUACUCUGA
Penicillium angulare is the source of this 432-nucleotide messenger RNA. Its product is annotated as DUF3237 domain-containing protein. The transcript has a single exon. The coding region runs from base 1 to 432 and encodes 143 amino acids. NCBI's taxonomy places the organism in Eukaryota, Fungi, Ascomycota, Eurotiomycetes, Eurotiales, Aspergillaceae. The record is from RefSeq and is a predicted model, not a curated record.